This is a messenger RNA of Cyprinodon tularosa, 659 nucleotides long. RefSeq names its product cilia- and flagella-associated protein 251-like. The coding region runs from base 99 to 641 and encodes 180 amino acids. The transcript is spliced from 2 exons. The record is from RefSeq and is a predicted model, not a curated record. Lineage: Eukaryota; Metazoa; Chordata; Actinopteri; Cyprinodontiformes; Cyprinodontidae.
UUCCAUGGCCCUACAGUGUAGGCUAAUGAAAUACAAGGAUAACCAGAGGUUUUCACAUAUUGACUUUUGCAUGCAAAUAUUACUUCAUAGGCCUAGCCAUGAAAAGGAAGGCUAAAAGUGGGGAUAUAACCAGCUUUUUUGCAAAGAAAAUUCCAACAAGUACACAAGAGGAAGAGCGCAAGGGAAAUGAGGGAGAAGGCAGUAAACUGGAGAGCCCAGGAGGGUCAGUGCAGGAAAAGACUGAAGGAGACACAGAAAUAAGUGACGAAGAAGAGGAAAUACAUGAAGGAGACACAGAAAUGAGUGAAGGAAAUGAGGAAAUAAGUGCAGGAGCUGAGGAAAAAGAAGAAUCAGUGAGAGAUGAAGAGGAGGCUCCAGAUUCAGAGAGAGGAACAGACGCAGGGAAUGAUCAGGAGGAGGAGGAAGAUGACAGAGAGGAAGAGGGUAGACCUGAAAUUCUCCCUGGACCACAUGAUAUAUCAAAAUGCAAAGGUGAUGCAGCAGUGCAGCCUGAUUUAAAGACAUUUCCAAAGACACAACAUGGAGCAGCAAAAAGAAGCUUCCACAGGGAGUGGUACAGUUCUUGGCCAUGGCUUGAAUAUUCCAUGUCUAAAGAUGCAGCAUUCUGCUUUGCAUUUUAAAUAAAUGUAAGUAGAAAU